Messenger RNA from Parascedosporium putredinis, 777 nucleotides. NCBI's taxonomy places the organism in Eukaryota, Fungi, Ascomycota, Sordariomycetes, Microascales, Microascaceae. The record is from the annotation of a GenBank genome assembly.
AUGGCUCAAAAGCAGGAACAGGACCAGCCAGUGGUUCUCAAGGGGCCGAGUGUCUUGCGAUCCAUUCUCGCAGGAUCGCUAGCCGGUGCGGUCGAGAUUGUUGCAAAGACACGAUCGCAGCUCAAUCGACGACUCGCCGACGGCAAGAAGCUCCCAUGGCCUCCGUUCGGCAGCCAGUGGUACGCAGGCUGUACCACGCUCGUGAUCGGAAAUUCUUUGAAGGCUGGCAUCCGCUUCGUUGCAUUUGAUCAGUAUAAGAGCCUUCUUGCCGACGAGAAUGGUAAACUAUCCGGGCCCAGGACCGUGAUUGCAGGCCUCGGUGCAGGUGUUACCGAAUCCCUGUUGGCGGUUACCCCAUUCGAGAGCAUCAAAACUACUCUAAUCGAUGACCGGAAGAGCGCUAAGCCCCGCAUGAAGGGCUUCCUCAGCGCUGUCCCCAUUAUCGCCCAUCGCCGAGUCCUACACCGCGCCUGGGGAAAGCUCGGCACCGCCGGCACCUUUGCCGUCGGAGGCCUUGCCGGCCUGAUCACCGUUUACGUCACUCAGCCCCUGGACACCAUCAAGACUCGAAUGCAAAGCAUCGAGGCCAAGUCGCAAUACGGAAAUUCGUUCAGAUGUGCUGCCCUCAUCCUGAAGCACGAGGGGGUCCUGACCUUCUGGAGCGGUGCGCUACCACGCCUGGCCCGGCUAGUCCUUAGCGGCGGUAUCGUGUUUACCAUGUACGAGAAGACGAUAGACCUGAUGCAGCAGGUCGACCCAGACCAAAAGUACAUCUGA